Molecule: messenger RNA, 1014 nt
Organism: Porites evermanni
Lineage: Eukaryota; Metazoa; Cnidaria; Anthozoa; Scleractinia; Poritidae
Source: the annotation of a GenBank genome assembly
UUUUGCAGUAAUUCCUUUCAAAAAUACCAAGAUCUACCAACCAGUGGAGCUGUUGAUGUUGAGCAGUUCACUAUCAAUGGAAACCAGUUUCUUGCCUUCGCCAACUCUAGAAAUGAUACCGAUGGAUACAACACAGAAUCUUUCAUCUACAAGAUGAACAACUUUACUGAAAAAUUCUCUCUCUACCAAACCAUCAAUACUAUGGGAGCAGAAGAUAUGGAAUAUUUUACAAUUGCUGAUAAAUAUUACCUUGCCGUUGCCAAUUGCCGAUCUAGAUCUACACGGCGAGUGAAGUCAGUAAUUUAUCGGUGGAACGGACAAAAGUUUGUUGUUUUUCAAAACGUUUCAACGAGAGGAGCAUAUAAAUUUUUUUUUUUCAAGAUAGGGAUUGAACCGUUUCUAUCAGUUGUAAAUGUGUACCAUGGAAAUGUAGACUCAGUCAUCUAUAAGUGGAGAAACAACUCGUUCUAUGAGUUUAAGGAGUUACGAAAAAACGGGCACUAUGGAGCUUCCGCGGCAUUUGUAAUUAAGAAUGAGACGUUUAUUGCUUUUGCGCAUGAUCGUUUCUUUUCUGUGUUCAAGUGGUCAGGGGAACAGUUCCUCGAAGAACAAUCUAAAAACACGUAUGGAGCACGAGAUGUGAAGUCGUUUAAAAUGAAUGGUCAGAUAUUCCUUGCAAUUGCAAACUCUGAUGAUGGAUCGAAAACCAACAUUUUUAAGUGGAAUGGAAAUGACUUUGUCUCAUUCCAGUCAGUUCGCACUUAUACGGCCAUUGCCUGGCAUCCAUUUGUGAUGUGCGGUCAAACAUUCCUGGGUGUAGCCAAUCAUGGUGGAAAGUCAGCUGUGUAUCAGGCCAUUGGAUCACGGUUCAUCAAGUAUCAAGAAUUUUCAACUCAGGGGGCUCAUGGUAUGACGUCAUUUAUGCACCGUGGCCACACCUACCUCGUUGUUGCAAAUGCUAUAUCUGGCCAAUACGAGUUCAAUAUUAACAGCACAGUAUACAAGCUAAUCUAA